CCCCGAAUCCGCUAGACCUCGAUGCAUCUGCAAUAACCACAGCAAACAGCAUCCAGGAGCUCACGGUGACGUUGCGGGCCGCCGUCUCUGCAGCGCACCCAGGAUCAAUCCUCACACCCCCAUCCCGUUCACUGCUGGCGGCCACCGUGCAAAGGCUGUUACCGCACGACGUCACCACGUCAGCGUGCAGUGUCCUUGACGUGGCGCGGCUUCUAGAGGUGUACGUUGCCGUAUCCCACGAAGUGUCUGGCGCUGAUGUCGCUGAUGCAUGCGACAACAUGCCGCCGCGCUUGGUUGCCUCCGUACUGGCGCACGUUUGUUCCCUUUCCGCGGUCCCCGGGAGCGCGGCAGGGAGAGCAGCAGCGGCGGCAGUGCACUCCACCUCAGCUCGCGACCUGGCGGAUUUGUUGUGGGUGCUGUCGGAGCUCCCGGACAACGAGCUGCCCUGGGAGAGUCGUACAGUAGCGACCGCCGCCGCCGUCCGCUCCGUUGGACCGUCAUCACCUCCGAGUGAGGCUCCUGCUGUGCCUCGCAGUGGCGGCGGCGGCUUUACGGUGGAUCCGGAACUUGUGCGGGCGCUGGGCGAUGAGAUCCGCUACCAGCUGACCGAGUUUGAUGCCGACUUCGAUGCAGCUGAUCUGGGUCGGCUCAUCUCCGGAAUGGCUGGACUGUGGCUGGGGCCGGCCGUGGCGGGGGACGAGGAGUACCGCAGGAUCCUCAUGAAAGCUGUGUACGGCAAGACCCGGUCGAUUGUGGACAAGGCCGCUGUGGACUUUGCGCUGUCGCGGCUGCUUCUGGACGACCCGGAGGCGCGUUCCAUGCAUUACGACAGCCGGUGGACGCAUGAGGAGCUGCGGUGGCUGCCGCGGCGUGAGCGCGAUAAGCGGCGCAUCCUGAAGGAGGGCUGGUACCGAACCAA
Messenger RNA from Volvox carteri f. nagariensis, 919 nucleotides. RefSeq lists its product as uncharacterized. NCBI's taxonomy places the organism in Eukaryota, Viridiplantae, Chlorophyta, Chlorophyceae, Chlamydomonadales, Volvocaceae. The annotation marks the transcript as partial. The record is from RefSeq and is a predicted model, not a curated record. The transcript has 4 exons.